CUCGCAGUAUAGCUGCUCUCUCUCUCUCUCUCUCUCUCUCUCUCGUUGAUCUCCAUUUUCAAGGUUUAGCUCGCUGUCCACUCAUAAAGAGAGUUUUUGGUAGGUUGGCCAGCAACUCUAGAUCAACGCUCCGCUCCGUCGAUGAUCAAUUGAUGGCGGACUGAACCUGAACCUUCUUCCGUUCGGAGGACGCGGCAUCAAACAUUAAUUCAGUACUGUUUGUUUCUUCUGGCCAGAUUGAUGUGAUGAUUCUCAACUUCGUCGUCAAUGAUUCCGUCAUGUAAUCUGUGUUAGUUUGUUGAUCCGUUAGAAUAUGCGCAUUGUGUUUCUUCGGUAUAAACACUCCAGGUAAAAAAGCAACGAUGACUUGUCAGAUAAUCUCUUUCUUGAAAACAAAAUUUCUUGUCACCUGUUAUAUAUCAGCUAUCAGGUCGAGAAACAUAUUUCAAGCAUGAACUGUAGUCUGUAGCAGUUCAUUCGGCUAGAUUUUUUCUUCCUCUUCUUGUUAUCAUAUCUGAUGGAAAUCAAUUAAAGUCUGAUCAGGUGUUAUUCGGUACGUAUAUAUACUAUUUCUAUGUCCUGUACGCGUUCCAAGAUGAAUCCUGGUUGAUAUAUCAGAGCUUGAAGCUGUUAAAAAGUUCGUGAAGAACAGAAGAGCUGUUCUGUGUCAAGCAAAAUGGAGACUAAGGGAAUAGACGCACCGGCGCAUGGCGGUGCGCUGAACAAGAGAGUUGGCCGGGAGAGUGGCAGGUUAAACCUGCCAGACCCUAGUAGAGAUCAUGAGCAAGACCUCGUGGAGAUCUCACUCGACAUCCACGACGACUCGGUGUCGGUUCGCAGCGUCAGGCCUGCGGGAAGAGGAGGAGCGGAGGAGGAAGACCCGGAGGUGAAAUUGCUACCCAUGGGACUGGAGGAGAGAGCGUAUGCUUUCAGUACUUCUUCUUCUUCUGCACGGCGAAAUGCUUCUUUCCGGAUCAAGCAGGCCCUGUCGUUCAAGCGUUUGGUGUCCUCCUCCAAGCGGGCGAACCAGGGCCGCCGCUUCGACAGAGCCAAGUCUGCCUCGGCUCAUGCUCUCAAGGGCCUCAAGUUUAUCACCUGCAAAAGCGACGGUGGCGCCGCCUGGGCCACCGUCGAGAGCCGCUUCAACCACCUGACUGCAGCCUCCAACGGCUUGCUUCCUCGCUCACUCUUCGGUGAAUGCAUAGGGAUGAAUACGGAGUCCAGAGAAUUUGCCGGCGAGCUAUUCGAUGCACUCGCCCGGAAGCGGAACAUAACAGGUGAUUCAAUCAAUAAGGAGCAGCUAAGAGAGUUUUGGGACCAAAUCUCCGACCAGAGCUUUGAUUCACGGCUUCGAACUUUCUUUGACAUGGUUGACAAAAACGCAGAUGGGAGAAUCACUGAAGAAGAAGUCAGAGAGAUAAUCAGUCUCAGUGCUUCUGCCAACAAGUUGUCUAAUAUACAGAAGCAUGCUGAUGAAUAUGCUGCAUUGAUCAUGGAAGAGUUAGACCCUGAUAAUAUUGGAUAUAUCAUGAUAGAGAACCUGGAGGCACUUUUGUUGGAAGCUCCAAACCAUCCUGCAAGAGCCGAAAGCAAAAACUUGAGCAAAAUGCUGAGCCAAAGGCUUAAGCCUACAUUGGAACCUAAUCGAUUAAGGAGAUGGCUACAAGACACCCAGUACUUCUUACAGGAUAACUGGCAAAGAGUAUGGGUGAUGGUGCUCUGGAUUGGGGCUAUGACUGCUCUAUUUGUGUGGAAGUUUUUGCAGUAUCGGAACAGAGCAGUCUAUGGUGUGAUGGGCCAUUGUGUUUCCAUGGCAAAAGGUGCAGCGGAGACUAUUAAGUUGAACAUGGCACUGAUUUUACUGCCUGUCUGCCGGAAUUUUGUCACCUGGCUAAGAAACAAAACCAACUUAGGAGUUGCAGUUCCGUUUGAUGACCAUCUCAAUUUUCACAAAGUGAUAGCCGUGGCAGUUGCAAUUGGUGUUGGAAUACAUGCCGUAUUUCAUUUAACUUGUGACUUCCCCUGCCUUCUUCGUGCUAAUCCAACUGAGUAUGAGCCAAUGGUGCAGUAUUUUGGGCCACAGCCUUCAACUUACUGGUAUUUUAUGAAGAGUUUUGAAGGUAUCAGUGGGAUUAUCAUGACACUGUUGAUGGCAAUAGCCUUCACAUUAGCAUCUCCGUGGUUUCGGAGAAGUAGGGUGAACCUUCCUAGACCCUUCAAGUAUCUCACUGGAUUCAAUGCCUUCUGGUAUUCACACCACCUUUUCGUCAUUGUCUACUCUCUGCUCAUUGCUCAUGGUUCUAAGCUUUACCUAACCCAUAAAUGGUACAAGAAAACGACCUGGAUGUACUUGGCAGCUCCAAUUGCUCUUUAUUUUUGCGAGAGAUUGAUUAGGGCAUUCCGAUCCAGCAUCAAGGCUGUUCAAAUACUGAAGGUGACUGUUUAUCCUGGAAAUGUAUUGGGGCUUCACAUGUCAAAGCCUCAGGGUUUCAGAAACAAGGGCGGGCAAUACAUGUUUGUCAAUUGUGCUGCUGUGUCACCAUUUGAAUGGCACCCAUUCUCCAUUACUUCAGCCCCUGGAGAUGACUACCUAAGUGUUCAUAUUCGAAUUGUUGGUGAUUGGACACAGCAACUCAAGACUGUGUUCUCAGAGGUGUGUCAGCCGCCACCUAAUGGGAAAAGCGGGAUUCUCAGAGCUGAUUGCUUGCAUGGAAGGAACUAUCCAGACUUUCCAAGAGUUCUGAUUGAUGGGCCCUAUGGAGCACCAGCACAGGACUACAAGAAAUAUGAAGUGGUGUUGCUAGUGGGGUUAGGAAUUGGGGCAACACCAAUGAUCAGUAUUGUGAAGGACAUUGUGAACAAUAUGAAGGCCAUAGAGGAAGAAGAAAACGGUUUGGAAGAUGGGAGUACAGGUGCCAACAGUUUAGCAACUUGUGCAAGUCCUUCCCCUGCGGCAGCAAAAAGGAGAAAAUCAGGAUGUAGGAGCGGCAAAGCUAACAACUUCAAGACAAGAAGAGCAUACUUCUACUGGGUUACAAGAGAGCAAGGGUCUUUCGAGUGGUUCAGAGGGAUAAUGAAUGAAGUGGGUGAAAGGGACCACAAGCGAGUGAUAGAGAUGCACAAUUACUGCACCAGUGUAUAUGAAGAGGGGGACGCCCGCUCUGCUCUCAUCACCAUGUUACAGGAACUCAACCAUGCCAAGAACGGCCUCGACAUUGUCUCUGGCACCUGCGCUAAAUCCCAUUUCGCGAAGCCUAACUGGCGCAAUGUCUACAAGCAGAUUGCUCUCAAUCACACUAAUGCCCGAGUUGGGGUGUUUUAUUGUGGGACACCAGCACUUACAAAGGAACUAAGACAUCUCGCGUUGGAUUUCUCCCACAAGACCUCCACCAAAUUUGAGUUUCAUAAAGAAAACUUUUGAUCACCAUGGAUAAGGAUUUGAAGAUCAUCAACCCCCCAUUAAAUAAUUCUCCAAGCCCACCAUCCCAAUCUUCCUCAUGUACGGUAAGUAACUUUUUCUGUGAUAUGGAAUUAUGUAUGAUAAAAGACCCAACCAUCAGUGGCAGGGGAAUGCCUCACGAGAUGGAGACUGAAAAAAAGAUAAAUGCUUUCGGACAAGAGUGUGCAGGUGGAGCUGUUAGGAUGAGGAUCACCUAAUAUUAAGGCUCUUUUGGUAUUACCUUUUUUUUUUAUUAUUUCCUUUUGUGAAAAGUGUUUGUCAAUGAAAAUAACAUAAAAGUCAGGUUAUGAAGA
Molecule: messenger RNA, 3753 nt
Organism: Diospyros lotus (date-plum)
Lineage: Eukaryota; Viridiplantae; Streptophyta; Magnoliopsida; Ericales; Ebenaceae
Product: respiratory burst oxidase homolog protein C-like
Exons: 13
Coding region: 677-3421 (914 amino acids)
Cellular component (GO): plasma membrane
Molecular function (GO): calcium ion binding; NAD(P)H oxidase H2O2-forming activity; peroxidase activity
Source: RefSeq, a predicted model, not a curated record